Molecule: messenger RNA, 1794 nt
Organism: Mus pahari (shrew mouse)
Lineage: Eukaryota; Metazoa; Chordata; Mammalia; Rodentia; Muridae
Product: armadillo-like helical domain-containing protein 4
Exons: 4
Coding region: 1-1794 (597 amino acids)
Source: RefSeq, a predicted model, not a curated record
AUGGAGAAUGACAUUAAGGAACUGAUGUACUUUGAAAUUGACUAUGCCAGAGUGACAAAGAAGGAGAUGCUGGACUGUGUCAAAGAUAAUGCUUGGCAGAACAGCUUUAUCUGCCCACCGCUGGCAGAAAUGCAACAAAUUACUCAGACAACAGCAGAAUCCAUCAGGGACUCAAUCAUUGGAAUUGUCAGCUCCUUCAACCUGUUUUUCCCAUCCACUAUGAGCAGACCAACUCUGAUGCCCUCCUGUGUGGCUUUCUGUACCAUUCUCUUCCUCACCUUGGCUACAGGAUGUGGAGCUUUCCCAAAGGUGGAAAGGAGGGAGACAGCACAUGAAUAUGCAGAGAAAGAGCAGUCCCAGAAGAUGAACACAGAUGACCAAGAAAACAUCUCCUUUGCUCCAAAGUACAUGCUGCAGCAGAUGUCCUCUGAAGCUCCAAUGGUACUAUCUGAAGGACCUUCAGUGAUACCAUUACAUAAAGUAUUCUCAGUCGACAAAGAGAGUCACCUUCCAGGAGCUGGGCUUCUGCAUCCUACCAGCCCUGGUGUUUACUCUUCCAGUGAGCCUGUGGUCUCAGCCAGUGAACAAGAACAUGGCCCUAGCCAGCUUGAAACAAUGUCUUCUGAGCACAGCCUUUCCAAGGCCAUGUUAACUCUUGCUGUAUCUCCACUUGCUUCUCUGAAUCCUGACCAGGAGGGGCCCUAUAACAGUUCUAGCACCCAGCCUAUUGUAGAAGCAGUCACAGAUGUAACACAUAGUUCCCUGGAGUAUUUAGACAACCAGUUAUUUGCAGCUAAAAGUCAGGAAGCAGUUAGCUUAGGAAAUUCACCUUCUUCCUCUAUAAAUACCAAAGAACCUGAGAAAAUCAAAGCAGAUGCAGCAGCCAUGGGAACUACUGCCUUUCCUGGUGCUGAUUCUACAAGAGACACAGAGCCUGAUAAGGAGAGGCCCUCAGAGAUGGCAGCUGAUGAUGGCCAGAGCACUACCACCAAGCAUUUGGUGACAGUCCCCAAGAAUGUCCUGACUAUUGAGCCAACAGCUGGCAGUAUUUUAGGGGGCCCUAAGGUCACAGUGAGUGUCAGCACAGCUGGCCCAGUCUCUUCUGUCUUCAGGGAGGAGUGGGAUGACACCACAUUUGAGAACAUAAGUCAGGGGAGGCCCCCAGAGCCAGGAGACAAUGCAGGGACUCAAGUGAGAACAAAGCCACCACAUGGGACCUAUGAGAGCUUUGAGGGGACUGAGGAAAGCCCCCCUUCCACAGCAGUUAUAAAGGUGGCUCCAGGGCUCCUGGGAGGAGAACCAGCCUUGGGAACAGCCCUGGUGACUGCACUGGGGGAUGAGAGGUCACAAGUCUUGACCCAUCAAACUUCCUUCACUCCCAUGAGUCUGGCAGGAGACCCUGAAGUUUCCACCAUGAAGCUGUUCCCAAGUGCAGGAGGCUUAGGAGCCUCCACAGGAGGGGACAAGACCCAGCUCUCCUCAGAGACUGCAGUUUCUACCUCUCAGUAUGAGUCUGUGCCACAGCAGGAAGCAGGAAAUGUGUUAAAAGACAUCACUCAAGAGAUGACAAUGGCCACUCAAGAAACAGAUGCCACAUUACCUGUGGUGACACACGAGCAUAUGGCCACCAUUGAGAGUCCCAGAGGCAGUGGGGAGCCUGAAGAGGGCACGCUGUCCUCUCUUGUGUCUGCUGAUGCUGAGCUGUCCAGAAGAUGGGAGUCUCUGGCCAUGACAGCCUCCACCACUGUUGUCCCAUUGUCUCUCAAACUUACCUCUUCCAUAGAAGGUCAGUAG